CUUUCCACGACUUCACAAAGAGCCAGCAGCUUCUUGUUUUAGCCACUGUCUUCCCAACCUUUAGGGGCAAAUGAUAAACGAAAUUUUGGAGUCUCCCGCCCAAGUUUCCGCCCAGGAUCCACUGCAUCUUAGCAACGGUACUUAGUUACCAACGGUGAAGUGCGCACGCGCACAACAGUGCUAAGUAACAUGGAGCCCGAAGAGGAAUCUCCCAGAGAUGGGAUGAGCAUAAACAGAACUCUGGAUGAGUGGUACCAGCUGCCUGCAGAGGAGGACAGCAGCCAGCUGCCUCCUCAGGAGGUCACCCCACAUGGCGCCCCGAGCAGCCAGGCAGGGGCAGGGGCAGGGGCAGGAACCAGGGGGCUGCAUCUUCCUCCUGCUCACCAGACCCCCUCACUGCAGCUAGAAUUCCAGAAUGACAGUCAGAUGUCUCCCAUGCUGAGUCUCCUGCCUGUGAAAAGCGGAAGGUCCUUUUCAGACACAACACUCUUCCAGCAAACAGAUCUAGAAUUUGCUCCUUUGAGGGCGUCACCUGACUAUUCCGCCUUCUCGGAGCGCCUCUCCAUGCUGCCCCUGGUGGGGGGCGCCACUGACUUUGGUGCCGCGCCACCCUCAGCGCACAGCACCGCCAUCAGCCACGAGUCUCUCUCCCAGCAUCCUCUGGAGCAGGCAGACCAGGAAGGCAGCAGCUGCUCCCUCUCUCAGCACAGCAUGUCCCCCGGCGACCGUUACCAGGUCACACCGGGCCGCGAGAGCGAGGUGGAGAGAGACAGCGCUGAGGACCAAGGCUACGGGAGGCGAGGGGAAGGGGAGGAGGAGGAGGGUGAGGAGAGGAGCGCUCCAAGGGGGAGAGAGGAAAAGGAUGAGGAGGAGGAAGAUGAUGAUGGGUCGUUUUUGAACAGUAGCAUUCCGGCACGCACUUUGCUGGAGAUGCUGGAGAAGGACGUGGGUGUGGUCAGCAGCAGCAGUGCCGUUUCUUCCGCCUCCGACACAGUUUUCAGCCAACUGGAGCUCGCCCACAAGCAGACUGACGGCACUCCCGGCCAAUCGGGGCACAGCUGGAAUGGAACUGACUCCAACGCUAACAAUCAACCAAUGGCGCCGACUCAGAGACCCUCGUCCCUGUUUCAGACCGGCCCCUCCGCAACGUCGUUGGUACGCUCCGCCUCAAGUGACAUCUUCCUGAGGUCCAGCUCGGGCGGCAGCACAGAAGAGGAACCUUCUAGAAACCCGCCGGCGGGGGUCCGAGAGUGCCCUCAGGGCGACGCCUCCGUCUCCCCUCCACAACCUGCUCCCCCGACCGCCAGCAGCAACAUCAGAACAGACAGGCGCGCUGCGAAUCGCUCGUUGUCCUCUCAGCAGUUGGAUUCCCCAAACCUCUCCAACGUUAGCGUCUCUGGACGUGGACUAGGCAGCCGCGCGUCCGACAUCAGCAACAUCACCUUCCGCUCCGCGGGCAGUCGCCCCGACGCCACCACUGACGCCCUGCGCUCGCAGCUGCUGUCCGAGAGCCGCAUGUCUUUCCCCGGACCUCGGAGUCCUCGCACCAGCCCAGAGGACGGCUCUCCACCCGAACCGCAGCCCGUAGGAGGAGGAGGAGGUGUAGUAGGGUCAGCAACUGGCAGGCCUGUUGUGCUGCAGACCCCGUCCAACUUCGCCGUGGAGCGGAGCCACCGCGAGCGGCUGCUGUGGCAGUCGGGGAACCAGAUGGGGGUCGACGCCUCCUUCCUGACUUCCCAGCCGCACCCUGCUUUCCAGUCCACACCCUCCGUCUUGCCCCUGUCCGGCCGGGCCAGAGCGGAGAUGCUGGUCGGGGCCGGGGCGUCCUCCUCGUACUCCCCACCACCCUCACAGUCGCCGGUGCUGCCUGGCACAGACGCCUUAGUAGUACAAACACAAGCUGCAUCCCGUACCCGAACCAGCACCACCCCACCUGUUGGGGCCGCGGAGGUCGGCAGCAGCAGCAGCAUCAUGUCUCGGGGGUUGCUGACGGGCAGCGAGGUUGGCAGCCUGCCCAGCCUGAGCUACGUGCAGAAGGUGGACGCCUGGCGCGCCAACCAGAGCAGCAACAGGGCGUUCGGCAAUGAGCUGGAGCUGCAAGGAUCCGACGAGGAUGUGAACACUCAACAACAAAGAAGCAGCGUUAACGCUAACGUUGUUACGUCGAUGGCAGAGCUUGGAGGAUCGGGCAGUCAGAACCUUCUCGCUCCGUACUCCCAACCCAGGGAGGAUUCUGGGGCAGAAGGGAGUGUUGGAGGAGAGGCUGGAGCAGCUGGUGCAGGAGGAGUUGUAGCUGGAGGUGGAGGUGGUGGUGGUGGAGGAGGAGGUGGAGGAGGAGGUGGGAGUGGAGGAGGCACAGGCACUGCGGGACUCGUCUCUCCUGCUGGACGUUCUCACUCCUACUCCUCCUCCCUCGGCACCGUUGUCACCUCCAUCCAGCACCAGGGCACUGCGGCGCGCCCUGAAGACAUCACAGCAGCAGCCCAGGCCGAAGAUCCAGCGGCCAGCAGGGAGGAGGUUGGCCCACUGGGAGAGGCCGAGGAGGCUUACAAUCAGAACGGUCAGCAGAGGUCCCGUGUCAUCACCAUGGGACACUUCAGUGACGUGUCAUCCACCCGCGACACGGGCAAUAGCCCGCUGGACAGUUUCCUUGGCGAGGGCAGCAUGACUAGGGCUUCUCUAGGUGGGGCGUCCUCAGUGGUGAGUCUGGAGGUGGAUAACUAUGCUCCAUACUGGACCUCCAUACCGUCUACGCCCAACAGAGAACGUGAGCUGAACAUCGAAGACAGGAUCCCGUUGUAUCUUAAAAACCUGGGAAUCAACCAAUCACCUUCCACCAUACUGACCCCCUUCGCUCCCAGAGGCCCAAUCAGAGAGCCAGAAUUCUCUCCAACCGACUUGUGCACCAUUAAAGGCUCCACAGGAACUCCCACCAAGAGCACCCAGGCGUCUGAAGGUGAGAGCCCAGACAAAGGGGAGUUCUCGGCCCUCUCCCAGGGCUCCAGCGGCUCCAUACCCCUCAGCACCGGCCGGCCCAUGGUGCACCUCUCCGACCCCGACCGACCCGCCAGCCAGGGUAGCGUCCGCAUGUCCAGGAGCUUCUCUCGCACCCCUCCAGAAUCCCCCGUCGCGCUCCCUGCACCGUUCCUCUCCCUGCCCACAUCGAUGACAGCAGCGGCGGCAGCCCCACACCACAUGGCCUCCUCAGGGGCAGGGCUGGAGUCGGGGCUGGCUGCAGCACCUCUGGUUCAGCCCAGCACCAGAGAGGAGGCCUCUCAGGGGGGCGCGAGGGAAGCACAGGCUUCCCAGCUAGCUCAGAGAAGCCCCAGACGGGAUCAACUACACCAGCCGCAGCCGCAGCCGCCGGGCGAGGACUGGCUGGUGGGCUCUAGGACCCUGCAGGAGAUCCGGCAGCUGCUGGGCCGGGCCGAGAGCGUGAUCUCACUCAGGUCCUCUCUCACCACCUCCACGGGCUCGGACUCCUCGUUGCUCCAGUCGCUGCGGAGGAAGAUGGAGGAUCCCGCGUUCCAGAAUGCCUCCUUGAGCUCUUCGGGGGGCGUGCUGUGGGGGAGGUCCUCGUCCGACUCCAUGUUGAAGGACAGCUCUGCGUCCCUGUCCUCUGAUCCAACCAGAGCGCUGCUAGGAGCAACGUUCACCCCGCCCACAACCUCAGCCGACCUAUCAGGCGUCCCCGGUAUAAGAGAAUCGGUCAGAAGGGCGGAGCCUGAAGGUGCCACUGAUCCUGACAGGGCAGCAGCACCACCGCCUGCGCUUCAACCAAUCACGCAAGUCCCCGCCCUUAAUGCUAACGCCCCGUCCCCUAUGGACCAGGAAGAGGACGAAGAGGCAGAAACCACAGCGGUUGGCCAAGAAGAGCCUAGCCCCGCCCACAGUGCUGCAACGGAGGCGGAGGUUGCGAGCGUGAGUGACGGCAGCGAGUUCAGUCACGGCUCUCUGGGUGCUCGGGUCGCCAGGCUGCUGCAGGAAGAGUCUCCCGUAUCCAUGGUAACCAGCCGGGCCAGCACAACGGACACGGAUGAGAGCAGAGCCAGGGAGUGGAUUCUGCUGAAGGCUUCUGGUAGGGUCUGUGAACCCCUGAACCUGAAUACGGAGGACCGGCAGAGGAUAGAUGAGAUCAAGAGGGAGCUGCUGCAGCACACCAAGUCCCAGUACAGCACAGACUCCGAUGGCAGUGCCCCCUCCAGUCUGGGAGUGGGACUAUCCUCCUCUGCCCCGCUCCUACCCCCACCGCCCGCCUCCUCCCAGCAUGUGGAAGGCUUCCGUGCCCUACGCAGCGCAGAGGAGCGGCUGUCUGACCAGCUGCAACGUGCCGCCGCUCGGACCCUACUGGAGUCGCGCGGAGCUUCUGGCACUACAACACCAUCUUAUCCCCCAUCAUCACAGCAGACUGCGCUCUCCCUCCGCCCAAGCCUGGAGGCCCGCGUAGAAGAGAUCGCCCAGAGAGAGGGCCACGCGCUCCACCUCCCUCCUCCACCUUCCUCGUCAGCCACUUCCCAUCGCUCGCUGUCUCCAUCCCCGCACCUCACCUCCAUCACCAUCGCCACCUCCCGCCGCUCCCCCUCCCCGCCCUCGCGCUCCUCCCCUGUGCUGCCUCCCCACAGAGGACUGCUGCUGCAGGCGGAGAGUACCACCAGCGUGAGCACCCAGACCCAGACCCAGAGGAUGGGGACGCUGCUGCUGCAGACGCACACCCCCUCGCAAUCGGACACAGAGUCCGACCGCAGCCUCUCGCUCUCGGACCAUCACUCGCACCACCACCACCACCAUCAUGACGAUUCGGCUUUGUCUCUCUCCCAACAUUCGAUCACCCACGCUUCCUCACUCACGCCCACACACACUCCCGGCGUAGAGGCAUCUCGACUCGGAGCAGAGCGGGAGGUGGAGGAGGAGGAAGAGAUGAGGAGGGCGGAGGUCAGGGUGAAAGGUCAGGAGAGGUCACAUCAUGAGGUCACCGAGGGGCACUGGGACAACCAGUCAGUGGCCACCACUACUCUUCUCCCGCCCCCCCGCCACGCGUCCACUCAGCUGCAGCUCACCCUCUCCCCCAAGCCCAGAGCCAAGGACGCCGCCGCCGCAGCAGCAGCAGUGGACAAGACAUCGGCUCUUGGAGGCAGCUCAUUGGAGGCUCACAACGACAGCAGGAUGUUGUCGGGUGCUCUACACACUGACGCCAUUUCGUCUGCAAGUUGGCAGAGAAGGCCCUCUGUCGAUGCCCAGUAUCGUCAGUCAGAGGACGUUGCUCAGUUGGCCAAUCAGGAAUCGGCGUCACUCCCUAACAUGGAGAUUGGACAGCUAAACUCCAUUAGUACUGCACUAAGGCCCGCUGCCUCCGAGCAAUCUAUGACCAGUGUAAUACGUUCUGUGGAGCCCGGUCGAUGCCCACAAUCCUUCACUCCACCGCAGAGGCUGACCGGGCCCUCGCCACGCCCUCUGUCAGUUUACGCACCUGUGGCUCCCCCGACACUGUUGCCAUAUAAACCACAUGGCAGUUCUGAGCUCUUCUUCAUGCCAAAGACAGACAGCACCCUACCCUCCUCAGAGCGCUCCGACACCACCAUCGAGAGCACUCACACAGGCUCGGAUGAUGCGGUUCCCCCGCGCUUCACUGUAGACGUGCUGGGAUCCAGAGACCUGCAGCCCGCACCAGCCCUACCCACACACACAGAGGGCAUCUACAGCAAGAAGAGAGGCUCCAGCAGUGUGUCCUGGAGAGCUCCUCCUGUAGGGGAGCGCGUGGGCCGCGUCCCUGUGAGCGGGAGGAGGAGGAAGACCGAGGAAGAGGAGCGACGCGAGCUAGAGGACCAAGAGGAAGAGUUCCGGCCGCUGCCCAUGGAGCUGGACCUCAGCAUGGCCAGCAUGCGCCGACACAGCAGCCCCCUGCGGGACCAAGACCCCCCAUUGGCCCCCUCCCCUGAUGUACGUCAAAGCCAGCCAAUCACAGCAGGCCAUCCUCUACUGAGUGGGGCGGGAGCUGAGCAGCAGCAGCAGCAGCAGCAGGUUGGUGGUGGGCGGAGCCCUGGGGAGAUUGGCAGCACCCUGGACCAAUUGUGGCGUCGCUUUAGUGAGCGGUGGAGUCAGGAGCAGAGCCGAUUGGCCAGCAGCGCCGUCAGCGUUGGCGGCGUCGUCGUCGGCGAGAGGGAGGAGGCGUCGCUGUUGGAACGUCUGGAGCGCCUGUCGCGCCUCAUCAACAGCAACUCGCUCACGCACUCCAGCGCCACGCUCACGCACGCGCUCACACACCCUACUCCUUCCACCAGCACAGGACGGGAUACACUCACCGCUGCACAGGUUGCAAACGGCACGCAAACGCUACCUCAGAAGAAGAAGCAGACCGAUCCAGCUGCCAAGUCGUCUGGGACCAAACGAGUGGAGAAGGGAGGGAAGAGCAAGAAGAAGGAGAGGAGAGCGAAGGAAGACAGGAAGGGAACCAGGGAGGACAACGGGGUUAAAAGAGGCGGGGCUCCGCGGCUGGCGUGGGCAGAACCGGAAACGCAAGAGUCGUCCAAUCGGAUGUCGGAAGAGCAGGCAGAGGUGGAGGUGGAGGAGGAAGAGGGCGCGCCAUUGGUGGACGUGAAGCAGGAAGAGGAGGAGCCAGAGCGGCUCGGAAGGGGAGGAGGAGGAGGGCGCUGCCCGGCGGAGAGAGACAGCAGCAUGUCCACGGAGACCAGCCUGUCCACCAUCGACACCCAGCGGCUGCUGAGGGCGUUCGGGCCCAAGCGAGUGAAGACGCUAGGGGGCGCUGCGGCUGGAGCUGGAACAGCGGAGAAGGGCCGCGAGAGCCUGCUGAAGCUCUACUCCAACAUCCACAAGCAGAGGAGCUGCAGCAGCACCACCACCACCAACGACUACUCCACGGUGACUCUGGACUCGUCCUCCAGUGGCUCCUCUCUCCCGCCGCGCCCUCGCGCCACCACCAAGAGGUCGAAGGUCAAGCAAGUCAGCAGAGGGGUGCAAGCAGGUGACCUGGAGAUAGUGAGCAAUGGAACGCGGCGACACACGCGUGACGUGGGCACCACCUUCCCCUCUCCGCACCCCUCCUCCGCCUCCUCCGCUGCCUCCACCACCUCCAGCCAGGCCCAGAGGUCCCAGAGGUCCCAGCACGGCCUUAUGAAGGACAGGCACAGCAGGAAGCCAGCCCCUCAACCACAUCCUCAUGGUGUGUCGUGGUUCGUCCCGGCCGAGGAGCUGAGGCUGGACUCCCGUAAGGAGAACUGUCCCGACGCCUCCCCCGAACCCACCGGCAGCAGCAGCGCCUCCAUCCCAGACCCCGCUGCUCCAUCCAGCUGGUUCGAGCCCUACAGCAGGACCCAGCCCUGGAGGAGGAGGAGAGAGCCACUGAGGGAGCGUCAGAACCAGGAGGACCAGAGAGGGACCACCACCACCACCAGGGAACAGCAGCGGGGCAGGGGAGGCAGCAGCACCACCACCCAGGAUGGAGAUGUGGUACUGGGGCAGCAUGGGCAGAGAGAGAGGAGUACCCAGGUGGAUGGUGGGGAGGAGGCACACGCCCAGAGACACCAGCAGCUGCUGCAACAGCUGCAGAGCUGGGUGCAGAGGCAGGGGCCACGCUCAGGGGCCAAGGACGGAGAGAAGAGCUCGGAGACUAGUGGUGGUUCAGAGACCUCACAGCAUAAAAUUCAAGCCCUGAAACGCCUCACUCUACAGGAGGCGCUGGAGUUCCGGCGUCCGGAGUUUGUUUCUCGCUCUCGGGAGCGCCUGAAGCGUCUGUGUCUGCUGAGGGAGGAGAGGAGGAUGCAGACCGAGUUCAACCGGGAGAGAGAGAUACUCUUCAACAACCCUCCCCUGCAACGCAGAUUUACACACAACACCGCAGUUCCUGCUCGUCCUAUCAAAAGAGCGGUGCCAAAGAAAGAGAUGUUCCAGAGGUCUAGACAGAUCUACGCCCAGCUGCCCGAGGUGGCCAAGCGCAGGGAGGAGGAGAGGAGGAAAGCAGAGUACCACUCCUACAGACUCAACGCCCAGCUCUUCAACAAGAAAGUCACCAAUCGAGUGCUUGGGCGGAGGACUCCAUGGCAGUAAGAGGAGGACCUAGGACAUGGAAGGACCUACGCACACUUACCUACACACACACACACACACACACACACACACACACACACACACACACACACACACACACACACACACACACACACACACACACACACACACAUUAACACAAUCUCUCUCUCUCUCUCUCUCUCUCUCUCUCUCUCUCUCUCUCUCUCUCUCUCUCUCUCUCGCACACACACACACACACACCAGCACUCCACACUUAACACUUGAACAAAACCUGAACAAGCAAGCCCCCAGAACAAACCAUGCCUUGAGAGUGCAGCCCUCCUGACUGGCUGAAAGAGGCCUUUUGUGGUCACCAAAGCAGCUUAAGCCCCAGCUGUGUGCCUCUCUUGGCUCUGACCAUAGUCCAAAAGGGGCCUUCCCUGCCCUGUGUGUCCAAAACACUCACUUCUUCACCGCCUUUUAAAGCCACUUUCCACCAUUUCUAAAAAAAAAAAGAAGAUAAUUUCCCACCUCUACUCCAGUUAAAUAAUUGAUUUGUACCUUUCUCUAGUUCUUCUUGUCGUCUUCUGAGUCUGCUGAUGAUUGCUUUUAGUUCCAAUCUAGCGAUUACCAUUCAAUCUAACCAGCCAUUCAAGCUAGCUGCUACUGUAGGUGGUACCAGACGAUUCAAUGAUGCUAGUAGCUCGGACAUAGAAUUUGCAUUGCCGACUCAGAGAACGACUGGAAGAGCAAGAGAAAGGUAAAACCUCAAGGGGAGAUGAAAAAUGAGCUUAUUACCUACCAGAAGGGGGGAAUGUCGCUUUAAGGACCUAAACAUAGCAAUUUGACUCAAGCCCUGUAGUGUGCUUUGUCAUGAAAUGUGAAUAUGUGAAUGAUUUUGGACACUGAUUUUGAGGGCUGUGACUGAGCCAUUACUCAUAGAAAAAUGUGACUUGAAAACCUCACCAGAUCACCAGAGCCUUGUGAUUGCACCUGUUUGUGUCUUCCACACCUCCCAUUAUACUCAGUGGGAGGUGUAAUGCAACCAAAGGCUUUUGUUAUUAUUGUAUGUUUUUACGUGUGCCACUUUUUUUUAACUCGAGUUUUGCAAAAGGACAAAAUAAAUGUGUGCCUGGAUGUAUUUUUAAUGCUCUUAAGAUAUUUAUGAUUUUAUCUGUGUGAACAGCGUCUAGGGCUUUUGGUGUGUUUGUUUGUUGUGUAUGAAUCCCUCCUGACUGUGAAAACUAAUAAUGUCAAUAUGCAUUUUUGUUUGUACUGUACGUAUGGAUGUAUUUUCUACAAAUUGUUAGUUUUUACCACACAUUGUGUCUUUUUAUGAGAACAAUAAAUUUCUGUCAGCUUUUAUCAUA
Engraulis encrasicolus (European anchovy) is the source of this 9392-nucleotide messenger RNA. RefSeq names its product ALMS1 centrosome and basal body associated protein (gene alms1). Gene Ontology annotation, molecular function: microtubule binding. The transcript has 19 exons. Lineage: Eukaryota; Metazoa; Chordata; Actinopteri; Clupeiformes; Engraulidae. The record is from RefSeq and is a predicted model, not a curated record. Bases 190 to 8061 code for a protein of 2623 amino acids.